Messenger RNA from Aspergillus melleus, 414 nucleotides. It is a transcript of the gene LEM3, whose product is annotated as CDC50/LEM3 family protein. Gene Ontology annotation, cellular component: endoplasmic reticulum; Golgi apparatus; plasma membrane. The transcript has 3 exons. NCBI's taxonomy places the organism in Eukaryota, Fungi, Ascomycota, Eurotiomycetes, Eurotiales, Aspergillaceae. The coding region runs from base 1 to 414 and encodes 137 amino acids. The record is from RefSeq and is a predicted model, not a curated record.
AUGACAAACAAAGGAAUAGCAUGGGACAGUGACAAAGAACUCAUCAAGAAGACGCAGUAUAAACCAGGACAAGUCGUUCCCCCUCCGAACUGGCAUGACCGAUAUCCAGAUAAUUACGAGAAUGGAAUCCCCGACCUUCACGAGGACGAGGAAUUCAUGGUCUGGAUGAGGACUGCGGCCCUUCCAACAUUCAGCAAGUUGGCCCGAAGAAACGACACUACGUCAAUGACAAAGGGCACAUAUCAAUUGGACAUUGCGCACCGUUUUCCAGUCACUGAAUAUGGAGGCACAAAGUCAAUCCUCAUCUCUACAAGGACUGUGAUGGGUGGACAAAAUCCGUUUAUGGGGAUUGCGUAUGUCGUCGUCGGCGGCGUCUGUGUCUUGUUAGGAAACUGGGAGAUCACACGUAUCUGA